This is a messenger RNA of Porites evermanni, 4363 nucleotides long. NCBI's taxonomy places the organism in Eukaryota, Metazoa, Cnidaria, Anthozoa, Scleractinia, Poritidae. The record is from the annotation of a GenBank genome assembly.
AUGUCUGCUGGGACAUAUUUCUUGUCCACAACCAGCCUAGUCCCUAGUCGUUCUCUCUUGAUCUGUUGUCCGCGCGAAGUCUGGGAGAGAGCGGGCGAGUAUCUGUCGGUGACGUCAAGUGACGUCACAGCUCAUGGUAGAGUCCAGGAAUGACCGAGCCGAAAAUGCCUGGGGACUAGGCUGGAACGGAUUAUAAACUUUGCCAUGCGUUAGAAAUGAGAGGUUUUCAAAUAGCUAAUUUUUCAUCUAUUUUCUUGAUCAGAUUUACUAUUAUUCAGAAGCGCAGACUACCCAUACCACAUACCCUGAUGGACUAGAAGUGCUUCAAUUUCCCAGGUCUGUAUGUAAAAUUUAAUCUCUUGAAAUCCUCAUUCACCAUUUUUUCAGUAUAUCUUCUCGUUGAACACCAGGUUUCUAAAAGUACCAUCCACUUUGAUUCUCUGUCAUUCAGCAAACAGGUUGAGAAGCACUACCGUGAAGGAACAAAGGAGAUAAUAUUUCCUGAUCAGACCAUUAAGUACCUGUACCCAAAUGGAGCGGAAGAAUGCGUGUUUAGUGACGGUAUCAUACAAAAGGUUAACGUGGAAGGAGAGAGAACUAUUGAAUUCCCAAAUGGACAACGGGAAACUCACACCAAGUGCUGUAAAGUAAGUAGAGACACACCAUUUUGUACUUUGUGCCUUGUGUUGUUCGAGUUCUUACAGUGGCUUUCCUAGUUUCAUCCCGCGGCGUGUCUCGCUGCGGGACCCGGGGUGUCACAACUUGAUUAUGAUUCUGACGUCCCAAGGUCUCAAUUCAGUUUGAAAAGUAAACAAGAAACAAAUGUGUAAAAAAAGCUAGCGAUCUUCUGCAUCUAAGGUAGACCUUUUUAAAAGGUGUCUCCUUUCCUCGAUGCCUGAGAUUUCCAGCGAAAACAGGUUAAGCUACCCUGCGAACAGAGGUUUCUCUCUUGCAUGGCUUUUAUCGUUUACGAAGUCGCUCGCGUGGCUUGUCUGUGGCGUGGUUAGUUUGUUUACUCCCCGUGAGUUUCUCUCUCCUUGCCAAAUACCGGCCCUUUAUUUUCCCAUGUCUCUCACUAACUUACAGAUUAGCUCAUUUACACAAUACAGACAACCUUGCAUAUUUUAGUUCGAGGUUAAGUGUAACACAGGCUUUGUGAAAUCCCAUCUUUGCUUAUUCACUUCAGCACUUCGUGGAGUAAAAUGGUGUCUUGAAUAAAACUUUUAUAAAAAUAGUUAUUGGAUUGGUUAAAUACCCUCCCAAUGGGCUGUGAUUGAAAAAAUACAAAAGGAAUACUCGAAUAUCUACCUUAGCCUGUGCACAGACCCCCUUCUCUGAUUUUUCCUGAGAGGAGGGGUGGGGGGGUCUUUACACAGGCUAUAUCUACCUCGGAAGUUGGGUGAAAGGUAUUACCAUGUUGCUUCACUUCUAGAAAAGUCAGGCGUAAAGAUGUUUGUUCAGAUUGCAUGUCCUAGAGUUCAAAAGUGUUGCUCUCUCUGCGUGACGUGUUUUUUGUCCAUAUUUAGAAACGAGAGUACCCUGACGGGACAGUAAAGACAGUCUAUCCCGAUGGUCGAACAGAGACCCGAUAUUCUACGGGACGUGUGCGGGUCAAGGAUCGGGAUGGUCGGGUUAUAGUGGACUCUUCGAACCAACUGAGAUGAUAGCCGCUAUUUUGCAAAGACAUUAAAAAAAUUGUGGAUGUAUAUGAGAGUUAUUAAAAGCGAAGUGAUACUUAUGUACUACGCUCUACUGACACCGGCGAUGCAGCAGUAUUCCCUUCGGAUGCUUCCAGUAGGCAAAAUGGUAACCUAUUUUGCCUUAUUCUGACUCCUUCUGACAAGAACACUUGUCAAAUAAAAUAAAAUGGUUCCUUUACUGAAUAAAAAAAAAAAUUCCUUAUUUAAAAUCGUGGGUCUUCAGUUUAUUUUUUGUUAGCUAUCGUUUGGUUGCUAUUCUGGUAUUAUGUUGUUUGACAAUUCGCGUGCAGCGUUAAUCAUAACGAUAAAUUAUUUUAUUUACUUAUUCAUGCAUUUAUUCCGAACAACCUUAAAAGCUGUCGAGUCGACUGCUUAACUGCCCUAUGGCUUUGUUCACAUGGUACCCGACGAAUUUUCGACCGCCGGGUUGAAAAGUCGACCUUUUUAGUUGUUCAGUUUACACCAAACCACGCUAACCGUCUGAAAAUUCAAAAGCCUAGCCAUCCAAACAUUGGGACGCCAAAGUCGAGGUCAAGUAUUUAGGCGGUACGGUCGAAAAUUUGACCAGCGUGGUGUGAAACCACGACCGUCUCAAUUUUGCAAGGUAAAGGGGUCGCACUGAAAGACGUGAUUGCAUGGAUGGGGAGCGGGAAGGAAGGGGGGGAAAACUCUGUUAGGAGACGUCAUUGUGGAUUUCCUCAAGAAGAUAGUAAACAACUGAAAAAAGUUUAAAUUCAACCUGGGUCGACAGUUCCAUGUGAACGAAAAUUCGCCAGGUGCCCUAUAAACGUAGUCUAUUUUAAAAGCAACUUUAUAACAAUUUGCAUCUCAAAUUGAUAGUACUUCUUCAAAUGCCAUUUGUCUUACGCUGAAAAGGACGAAGAACGAAAAAAAGUGUGCUACCAUGAAUCUACUUCUGCGAACUGAUCAAUAAGAAAAGCUGGCUCUGUUGUCGUUCUGACAACAAAAUGCCGGUUAGUNGAGACGUCAUUGUGGAUUUCCUCAAGAAGAUAGUAAACAACUGAAAAAAGUUUAAAUUCAACCUGGGUCGACAGUUCCAUGUGAACGAAAAUUCGCCAGGUGCCCUAUAAACGUAGUCUAUUUUAAAAGCAACUUUAUAACAAUUUGCAUCUCAAAUUGAUAGUACUUCUUCAAAUGCCAUUUGUCUUACGCUGAAAAGGACGAAGAACGAAAAAAAGUGUGCUACCAUGAAUCUACUUCUGCGAACUGAUCAAUAAGAAAAGCUGGCUCUGUUGUCGUUCUGACAACAAAAUGCCGGUUAGUGAAGUUUUGUUUUCUUUUUUCGCCUUUCGACGCGGUUUCUUUUAUUUAAAUUCUUACUGAUUCUUUCGAUCAAACUUCCAUUGAUUUAUUACUCGUAACACCUCUUCAUCUCUGAGGAAAAGGUGCAAAUUAUAGAAUAAAUAAAUUACGAUGCUGUUGUCAUAAACGUAUUUCACUGAAAGAUCUAUGUUCCAAAAUUAUCCGGCAACGUAAAGAAAUUUUUCGUUAUCUUAUCCUUAACUUUCUUUGGGUAAUACGUUAAUUUUGGAACCCGAUCAGCUUGUGUCCCUCGCAGCCUUUAUUUGUACCAGACACAAAGAACGGUUGCGAACAAGACUAACUGAAGUUCCGCUUGGAAUUUAUCGCAAAAUAUUUUUCGCCUUUCGCUUUGAAAUUGCACCUCUCUUUCAGUAUGUAUUAAAGGCAACUCCUGUUUUACUAACGUUUUGAAAACAGUUCACAUUGUGAAUUAUGAUUUUUGAUUCGUUUGAUUUCCUUAAUUUUUCAUACUUUAAUAAUCUGUUCAAAUCUCUUUACCAAACUCUUUUUUGAACUUUCUCUCCAAACUUUUGAGCUAGCUGUUGAAAGGCAAGCACCACAUCGUCGUUUCGAGGUCCCCACUCCUGAAGUGAACAACUGAAAAACACAACAUUUAUUUGAAAACUGAUUUUUGAAAUUAAAAAAAGUUUUGUAAGUUUAAUCCAUCUCAAACGAUGAUAUGUAAAAAAAGCGCAAGCACAGAACACUGAGGCCCACAAGUGGCAUGGCCAUGAAACAGCGACAAAGGACAGCUGAAAUGGCGACAAACGACACAAAGAUAAGUUAAAACUGCGACAGCGACAAAGAAAAGUGCAAAUACAAUGAUACUUGGCUUCUUCUUCAAUACAUUGUACGCGUAGCGACGAGUUUUGAAAUUCAGACUAUGCUGGAAAUACGUACCCCACCCCCUCCCCCCCAAGAGAGUCUCACAAUUUUUUUUUCUUUCUUUCCCUUUUGGCGGACCUGUAUAGCUGUAACUCGCUAUUAAACCGCCAAAGAACCCAUGUAAUGCAUAUAGGUAAACAGGAAAGAAGAUACUGGAUUUUCGUUUCGGGUGACUUGUUUCAUAGGCAUGUCCUCCGAUGUGUCCUUACUUGACCACAGUGAACCACGUUCAGUCAAAAUGUUUCGGCUAAGAAUGGCGCAGAGAGUAGAAGUCUCGCCCAAUGUAAGGGAUUUCUGGAAUCUGGAGUCCAGGGAAAUUUUGUUUGUGGAAUCCGGAAAACAGUUCAAGGAGUCCGAAUCCCAGUAACGAUUGGAAUCCAGAAUCCAAGUAUCAAAGACUGGAAUACAGUACCUGGAAUCUGCGGCGUGGAAGCCAGAAUACAAGAAUGUCUUAG